Messenger RNA from Apiotrichum porosum, 2358 nucleotides. RefSeq lists its product as uncharacterized. The transcript has 6 exons. Gene Ontology annotation, molecular function: protein binding. The record is from RefSeq and is a predicted model, not a curated record. NCBI's taxonomy places the organism in Eukaryota, Fungi, Basidiomycota, Tremellomycetes, Trichosporonales, Trichosporonaceae. The coding region runs from base 1 to 2358 and encodes 785 amino acids. Gene Ontology annotation, biological process: tRNA wobble uridine modification. Gene Ontology annotation, cellular component: elongator holoenzyme complex.
AUGUCGACUGCGUCGACCCGCUACAUCUCUAUCGGCGCGAAUCGCUCCUCGUCGGGAGCGGCGAGCAGCAGCAGCGGUAUCCUUGCCUAUGCCGCAGGUACCACGGUUGCCCUUUGGAACACGAAUGACACCAAUCGCGGAGUCUACUCCACUCUUCUAGGCCACAAGGGACAGGUCACGACCGUCAAGUGCGCCGGCGAGUCCGACGCCCGCGCGACCUUUGUGUCGGGUGACGGCGUGGGCGAGGUUCGUGUCUGGGCGGAAGGCGAGAACAACCAGUUCAACUGCACACACAGCUUUAUCGCGCACUCUGGCGCGUCCGUGUCGGCCAUCGGCAUCAUCCCUACGUCUGGCACGGCUGUCGAGAUCUUGUCGGGCGGCUCGGACGGGAGCGUGAAGCGUUGGCGUGUUGGACAAGAGGGCAAGGUGGAACAAGUGCAGGUUCUUGACAUCAAGGGUCGUUUGCCGCUCGACCUCGACGUCGCACUCCUGCCUGGGUCAACCGCGCCAGUCCUCAUUGUGGGCUGCACGGACAGGAAGGUGCAGGUGUGGACGCUCAAGGAUGACAUGUUCAAGCACAUGCUCUCGCUCGAGGGACACGAGGACUGGGUGCGCUGCGUCUCCCUCACGCCAUACCUUUCGGCCGACGGCACUGGCACCGACCUCCUCCUCGCAACCGGUGCCCAGGACAACUACAUCCGUCUCUGGCGCAUCGCUCCCCUUGUCACUGAGCGCAAGCUCGACCUGCUGGACGAGUUUGAGAGCCGACUGGGCGGUAGCGCCGGCGCUGCCCUGGGCCAGAUCUCGACCAAAUCGCACGUCCUCGGUGUUGAGGGCCACAACUACAACAUCACUCUCGAGGCCCUGCUUAUCGGUCACGAGGCCGGUCUCACCAAUGUCCACUGGUCACCAUCCCCCUCUCCUGUCCUCCUCUCGUCCGCAGCAGACAACUCGCUCAUCAUCUGGUCGCCUACGGAGGGUGCGAGCGGCUCCGAGUCGAGGGACGGUAUCUGGGUGCCCGAACACCGUUUCGGCGCAUUUGGCGGACGCGGACUGGCGUUCUUCGGCGCAGUAUGGGGUCCAGGGGGCGACAGCGUAGUCGCCACUGGCUGGACUGGAGGCGUGGAACGCUGGGUUCGCUCUGCCACUGGAGCCGGUUGGGACGCUGCCCCCGGCGUGACUGGGCACUAUGGCUCGGUCCGCUCGGUCGCGUGGGACCCGAGGGGAGACUACCUCCUCACCACCAGCUCCGACCAGACAUCGCGUAUCCACGCUGCGUGCGAGCCCACUGCUUCGACGAGCGAGAAGCCCGUGUGGUCCGAGAUUGCCCGUCCCCAGAUUCACGGCUAUGACAUGGUCGACGGCGCCUUCCUCUCUCCGUUCCGCUUCGCGAGCUGUGGUGAGGAGAAGGUGUUCCGCGUGUUUGAGGGUACUGCUGGCUUUGCGGGGUCGCUCCGUGGCCUGGGAGUGCGCGACGUGGUCUCAGAGGAAGAGGCAAAGCUGCCCAUUGGCGCGACCGUUCCACCACUUGGUCUCUCGAACCGCGCGCUCGGCAAGGACAUGACCGAGCCCGAGAUCAAGACCCAGAACGAGUCGCGCGACUCGGUGUCUACUGCGCUCACUACGCUGCCUACGGAGGAGGAGCUCAACACGUCAACACUCUGGCCUGAGAUUGAAAAGAUCUAUGGUCACGGCUACGAGCUUGCCGUUCUUGCGACGUCGAAUGCUGGUGACCUUAUUGCUACAGCCUCGCGCGCGUCAUCGGCAGAGCACGCCACCGUCCGUGUCGUCUCCACUUCCACUUGGGGACUCCUUGGCGAGCCGCUCGCCGGCCACUCGCUCACCGUCACCCGCAUCGCCUUCUCCCCCGACGACAAGCUACUUCUCACUGUCAGCCGCGACCGUGGAUGGCGCCUGUUUGCCCGCGGUGACGGCGACGUCUUCACGGCUGUGGCGGGCGAGGACAAGGCGCAUGCGCGUAUGGUCCUCGACUGCGCUUGGGUCAGCACCUCGUCCUUUGCGACCGCGUCGCGUGACAAGACUGUCAAGCUGUGGUCCGUCAACGACGCGGGAGCCUGGAGCUGUACCUCUACCCUCAAGCUCGCGGACGCGGCUACUGCCCUGGCCAUCACUCCCUCGCCCUCGGCCAACCUGCUGGCGGUGGGAACCGAGAGCGGAGCCAUCGAGGUGUUCACCGUCACGCAGGGUGAAGGCGCACCGCUGGUGUCCGUGCCCAAGGACCAAGGACAUGCCUCAGCUGUCAACCGCCUCGCGUGGCGCGUCAACGAGGGCAAGGAGUAUCUCCUUGCCUCGGCAGGUGAGGACCGUGCCGUGAGGAUCUUUGACGUGCGGUUGUAG